Molecule: messenger RNA, 1317 nt
Organism: Drosophila novamexicana
Lineage: Eukaryota; Metazoa; Arthropoda; Insecta; Diptera; Drosophilidae
Product: cholinephosphotransferase 1-like
Exons: 6
Coding region: 276-1121 (281 amino acids)
Biological process (GO): phosphatidylethanolamine biosynthetic process
Cellular component (GO): endoplasmic reticulum membrane; Golgi apparatus
Molecular function (GO): ethanolaminephosphotransferase activity; diacylglycerol cholinephosphotransferase activity
Source: RefSeq, a predicted model, not a curated record
CACGGCCGUUGCCUCCAAAUGCAUUGCUUUUGUGGUCAGAGAUACAGUUUAUGGAUAAUCAUGCCUAAUAUUCACCUUGACAAGAUUAGUAGUAUUAUGUUUGUAAAUAAAACAAUGAAAAUUAUGGCUGUGAUUCCAUAUCAACUAUAUUUGUGGCGCUUUCGGCGUGCAUAUCCUGUCAACUGGGUCACUAUCCAAACUGGCUAUUCUUUCAGUGCUUUUGUGCCAUUGCGUUGUUUUAUUGCGCACACUGGCAGACGUAUGUGUCUGGAACGAUGCGCUUCGGCCGCAUCGAUGUAACUGAGGCUCAAUUCUCCAUCAUUGCUAUACAUUUGGUUUCGGCCGUGCUGGGGCCCGAGAUUUGGCUGACGAAGAUGCCAAUCGUGGGAGUUUCAUGGAAUUAUACAAUAUUAGUAUUUAUCACUUUCGGUUAUACGUUGAAUAUAAUCAAUUUUCUAAAAAUGUUUAUUGAAGGCGGCAGUGGCAAAAACGGCUCAUCAGUUGCUAUGCCUUAUCUUGAGUGUGAAACACGCUGCUUGCCGUUUUAUAUGGCCAGUGGAGUUGACUUCAGUUUAGCAUUACGUUACUCAAAAUCCAUUUUAAACGAGGGCUGUGGGAAGAAUGGAUCAUCUGUUGCAGGAACCAGUGUUCUAUCGCCUAGUAUACCGCUGACACUUGUAGUGCUGCCCGCGCUGAUGAUAGCGCAAAAGUCGCCGGAAAAUAUUUUUACGGAGCACGCUUCAGUUUUUAUUCUGGCUUUUGGCAUGGUGGCUGCCAAAAUUACCAACAAGCUGGUGAUAGCGCACAUGACCAAAGCGGAGAUGGAGUAUCUGGACUGGUCGCUGCUGGGUCCUGCUUUAUUGUUCCUGAAUCAGUACUUUAACUGUAUUGUACCAGAGAUUUGGCUGCUUUGGUUUACGCUAGCCUGGGGCACACAGGAUCUUCUGCGCUACUGUGCGCAGGUUUGUCUAGAAAUUUGCCAGCAUCUGCGCAUCGAUCUAUUCAGAAUACCGUAUGGCCCUAAGGUGUUAAACACCUCUUCGGUGGGCAGCCAGAGCAACGUUGGAGCUGAUAAAAAUGGUGGCACAUCACAUAGAAAGUCAAAAAGCAAAGCGCACUAAAUCAAUGUUCGCUCCUGUUUCAUUAAAAUUCACAUAUUUUUCAAAUAUUUACGGUAUUAGCGCAAGCUAAACAAAUUUUAAACUCAACCCAACUAAAUUUACCGUCGAAAUGUUAAAGCAUAACAAAUUAUAGCAUAAUUAAUUUAUAAAUGUUGUAACAAAAAAAAAGCUGCAGGCAGACCUAUAUCAAUUAUAU